AUGGUACGGAAAGGGCGUUUGCCUAUUACACAGGCUACUACAUGCGGGUUCCAGGUUGAUCCAAACCAUGUCACUGACUGCCUCGCUUGCCUGUCCAGUUCAGCUGAAUCCACGGACGGAGUAACUAAAACGCCCCUCGCAAGAACCGCAGACAGCCGCUUAAUUAGAAAAGCAGACACACAGUCUCGCUCGCUCCGGGCAAGCUCUGUCCGAAAAUUAUGGAAUCAGUCACAGUAG
Messenger RNA from Aspergillus niger, 237 nucleotides. RefSeq lists its product as uncharacterized. The record is from RefSeq and is a predicted model, not a curated record. The transcript has 4 exons. Lineage: Eukaryota; Fungi; Ascomycota; Eurotiomycetes; Eurotiales; Aspergillaceae. Bases 1 to 237 code for a protein of 78 amino acids.